This is a messenger RNA of Megalobrama amblycephala (Wuchang bream), 1096 nucleotides long. Its product is annotated as elastase-1-like. NCBI's taxonomy places the organism in Eukaryota, Metazoa, Chordata, Actinopteri, Cypriniformes, Xenocyprididae. The coding region runs from base 107 to 907 and encodes 266 amino acids. Gene Ontology annotation, biological process: proteolysis. The transcript is spliced from 8 exons. Gene Ontology annotation, molecular function: serine-type endopeptidase activity. The record is from RefSeq and is a predicted model, not a curated record.
UGGGUAUCAGCCGUGAGUCACACAUCCUGUUCUGUACCGUGCUGUGAACUUCUGCGGGCAUAUAUAUGGAUGAUGGAAGAAUUCAGAAAGACGACAGACUGCAAACAUGCUGAGGAUCUUGUUGUUGAGUGCGCUGGCCGCCCUGGCGCUGGCUGAGCCCAGAUAUAUAGAGGAUCAGGCCAUUGAGGAGAGGGUUGUGGGUGGAGAGGUGGCAAGUCCCAACUCCUGGCCCUGGCAGAUCUCUCUCCAGUAUCUGUCUGGCGGCAGCUACUAUCACACCUGUGGUGGGACUCUGAUCAGAAGGAAUUGGGUGUUGACCGCCGCCCACUGCGUUGACACCACGAGAACAUGGCGUGUUGUCCUGGGUGACCACGACAUCUACAACCACGAAGGUCGCGAGCAGUACAUGAGCGUCAGUCAAGUGACCAUCCACCCCAGCUGGAACAGAAACAAUGUGGCUGCUGGAUAUGAUAUCGCUCUUCUGCGUCUGUCCUCUGACGCCACUCUGAACUCAUACGUUCAGCUGGCCACCCUUCCACCCUCAGGACAGGUUCUGCCCCACAACAAUGUCUGUUACAUCACCGGCUGGGGCCGCACUCAGACUGGUGGGUCACUCUCCGCUCAGCUGAAACAGGCCUACCUGCCCGUGGUGGACCACAGUACCUGCUCUCGUAGUGACUGGUGGGGAAGCACCGUGAAGAGCACCAUGGUGUGCGCUGGUGGCGGCAGCUUGUCUGGAUGCAAUGGUGACUCUGGCGGUCCUCUGAACUGCCAGGUGAGCGGUCAGUACGUCGUCCAUGGAGUGACCAGCUUUGUGUCAUCAUUGGGUUGUAAUACCUACCAGAAGCCAACAGUCUUCACUCGUGUGUCUGCCUACAGCAGCUGGAUUAGUGGCAUCAUUGGAUAAGUGAAAAAAACUGAGAAGAUGAAAGACAAACAUCCUCCAUUUACCAAUGUUUAACAUCUGCAAUGGCCAAAAAUACUUACAAUAAACUUCACAUCUAAUCUUGGGCUGCUUUUGAAUCAUUUUAAAAAUUUGUGUCCUUGUUUAAUCCAGUUUGAUCAAAAACAAUAAAUACAUUUAGUAGAGCACUUA